AUGCAGUUCUCCAGCAUCACCUCAGCGGCAAUCCUUGGUUUUGCCAGUCUGGCUUCGGCCAUCACUGUCAGCUACGAUACUGGCUACGAUGACGGCAGCCGCGCCUUGACCUCGCUCGCCUGCUCGGACGGCUCCAACGGCCUCAUCACAAAGUACAACUGGCAAACUCAAGCCAACGUUGCUGGUUUCCCUAAAAUCGGUGGAUAUAUGGGUGUUGCUGGAUGGAACAGCCCACAGUGUGGUACAUGCUACGGCGUUACCUACAACGGAAAGACCAUCUACGUUCUCGCCGUCGACCAUGCUGCUCAAGGCUUCAACCUCGCCAAGGCAGCCAUGGACGAGCUUACAAACGGCCAGGCUGCGGCUCUGGGACGUAUCGAUGCCCAGUACGCUCAGGUCGCUACUAGUAACUGCGGGUUAUAA
Molecule: messenger RNA, 423 nt
Organism: Alternaria ethzedia
Lineage: Eukaryota; Fungi; Ascomycota; Dothideomycetes; Pleosporales; Pleosporaceae
Exons: 2
Coding region: 1-423 (140 amino acids)
Source: RefSeq, a predicted model, not a curated record